AUGGGGAAGAAGUGCACGUAUCCCGCCGGGUGUCCCAAGCAGGCGUUGUUUGGCGUGCCUGGAAGCAAGAAGCGUGAGUUCUGCGCCCUGCACGCGAUCCAAGGCAUGGUGGACAUCCACAGCAAAAGGUGCGGCGAGCCAGACUGCAGCAAGUGGCCGUCGUACGGCUUGAUAGGCAGCAAGAAGGCGUUGUUCUGUGCCCCGCACGCCAGGGAAGGGAUGGUUCCGGUCAACGGCAAGAGGUGCGGCUACCCGGGCUGCGCCAAACAGCCAUCCUUCGGCGUGGUCGGCAGCAAGAAGCGGGAGUUUUGUGCUCUGCACGCUACCGGCGACAUGGUCGACGUCCACACGAGGAGGUGCGGCCGCCCGGGGUGCUCCAAGCAUCCCUCCUUCGGCGUGGCCGGCGGCAAGAAGGCGGACUUCUGUUCCCUGCACGCUAUCGAUGGCAUGAUCAACGUCAUCAGCAAGAGCUGCGCCUUCGCCGGCUGCUACAAGCAGGCGUCCUACGGCAUCGACGGCAGCAAGAAGCGGGAGUUCUGCGCGCGGCACGCUGCGGACGGCAUGGUCAACGUCAUCAGCAAGCGGUAG
Molecule: messenger RNA, 588 nt
Organism: Ectocarpus siliculosus
Lineage: Eukaryota; Phaeophyceae; Ectocarpales; Ectocarpaceae
Source: the annotation of a GenBank genome assembly